Messenger RNA from Brugia malayi, 984 nucleotides. It is a transcript of the gene Bma-nap-1, whose product is annotated as nucleosome assembly protein 1, putative. Lineage: Eukaryota; Metazoa; Nematoda; Chromadorea; Rhabditida; Onchocercidae. Gene Ontology annotation, biological process: nucleosome assembly. Gene Ontology annotation, cellular component: chromatin; nucleus. Gene Ontology annotation, molecular function: chromatin binding; histone binding. The record is from RefSeq and is a predicted model, not a curated record. The coding region runs from base 1 to 984 and encodes 327 amino acids. The transcript has 8 exons.
AUGGAGUCGAAGGAUGUUGGUGAAUUAACCAAACCAAAUGGUUAUGAUGUGGAAGGCAAGGAAUUUAUCAGUGCUCUUCCUAAAAGCAUUAAACGACGAGUUCAAGCAUUGAAGAAAUUGCAAGUCGAGGGUAUUAAUGUUGAAGCUCAUUUCUAUGAACGUGUGCAUCAGUUAGAGGUAGAAUUUGCUCCUAUGUUCAAUGCUUUGCAUGUUAAGAGAAAAGCGAUUAUAACGGGUACAUAUGAACCCACUGAUGACGAGACUAAUUAUCCGAUUCUUCAUGGUUAUACAAAGGAAGAAAUCGAGCAAAUGGAAAAAGCAUCAGCCCCGGAGCCUAACCAGCCAACAAAAGGUGUUCCAAAUUUUUGGUUGCACCUGCUUAAAAAUGUAGAUCACGUUUGUGAGAUGAUCCAUGAACAUGAUGAACCAGUACUUCAACAUCUCAUUGACAUAACAUGUGACGUUCAGGCUAACCCGGAUUCAUAUACCCUGACAUUCCAUUUCGAACCCAAUGAAUAUUUCACUCAGACAGAGUUGAAGAAAUUUUAUACCCUACAAGUUGCUCCGGAUGAAGACGAUAUUUUUGAUUACGAUGGUCCAGUAAUAAUUAAUGCUAAAGGUACCGAAAUAGAUUGGAAAGAGGGAAAAAACGUUACAAAGAAAAUUAUUAAGAAAAAGCAGAAGAAAGGCAGCGCUGCUGGUCGUUUCAUUACGAAAACUGUGAAAGCUGACUCUUUCUUCAACUUCUUCGACCCUCCACUCAUGGAAAAUAAGAAUGAAAUCAGUGGAAAUGAUGAUGACAUUGAAACUCAGGAACUGUUGCAAGCUGAUUUUGAGAUUGGUCAGCUAUUCCGUGACCAAAUUGUGCCUAGAGCAGUGCUGUUUUACACAAAGGAAGCAAUGGAUGAAAAUGAAAUUUUCGAUUAUGAUGCGGAUGAAGAUGAAGAUGAGACGGAACUGUUUGACGAAAGUGAUAAUGCAUAA